AUGGAGAUGAAGCAGCAAAACCCUAACCCUAAACCUUGUACCAAGUUACGCAGACGAGCUCCAUCGAUAUCCUGGUUGAAUCUUCCUGGGGAUCUGUUGAAUGCAGUGUUUGAACGCCUUGGCUUUGCUGAUGCUCGACGAGUUGAAUCCGUAUGUCGGUCUUGGUGCUCGGCGGCGAGACAAUGCUCGGCCAAGAAGCAGAUCCCUUGGCUGAUUCUCUUACCAGAGGAAGACGACAAGAUCGAACGCCACUGGUGCACGCUGUUCAAUCCCGAGGAAGAAGGCAAGCUCUACAGAAUGCGAGCUGACGUGUUCGAGUUCGCAAACAGCGCUUGUUUAGCAACUCAUGGAAACUGGCUCCUCAUGGUCGAUCACUGGUCUGAGCUCUACAUUCUGAAUCUGUUUACGCACGAGAAAAUCUAUUUACCGGAGGUGGAGUCACAACUUGGAACGACACAGCUGGAGCUAACCUCCUCGAGAGGUCGGUUUUGUCUUUCGAACGAUCAGCUUCAACGCCCAAUGAAGCUCAAAGGUAUUAACGAUGUUAUGCAUUCCCCUGUGUUUUGGAUUGACGAGCAAACCAAAGAGUAUGUAGUUGUAUGGGGACUUGGCGAAUGGUGUGUGGUUUAUGCCAAGAAAGGAGAUGUCUUCUGGAAUCAGAUUCAAAUGCCCCCCCCCCCUUCCAGAUUUCGCUGA
Microthlaspi erraticum is the source of this 696-nucleotide messenger RNA. NCBI's taxonomy places the organism in Eukaryota, Viridiplantae, Streptophyta, Magnoliopsida, Brassicales, Brassicaceae. The record is from the annotation of a GenBank genome assembly.